AUCAUACUCUGAACAAGUGUCAGCAAAUAAAGCCUAUUCUUCCCAAGGAGAUUAUGAAUUAUGGUAACAACCUUUCAAGUGGCUCUUCUUCAGGCAGACUUUUGGGGUUCCGGUUGCCUGGAUUGAGACUUUUAACGUACAGAAAGCAGUCCUUACCACAAGAAGACCCUGAUGCAGUGAUAGUCGAUUCAUCCAAGCACAGCGAUGACUCAGUGGCUAUGAAGCACUUUAAAUCACCUACAAAAGAAAGUUGCAGUCCUUCAGAAGUGGAUGAUACAAAAGCACUGAUUCAACCCAGUAAAUGUUCACCUUUGGUUAAUAUAUCAGGACCUCUUGACCAUUCAUCACCUAAACAGCAAUGGGACAGACUUUACCCUGACAUGAUACAGACAAGCAAUCCACUAACCCAUUCCAGAUCAAAGGAAAGCAUUUGUAGUAUACGGAGAGCAUCUUCAGUACACGACAUAGAAGGCUUUAACGUCCAUCCCAAGAACAUUUUUAGGGACCGUCACGCAAGUGAAGACAAUGGUCGCAAUGUCAAAGUUUCACGUUCCUGGAUGGCAGGGGGGCCUUUUAAUCAUAUCAAGUCAAGUCUGUUGGGAUCCACAUCGGAUUCAAACCUCAACAAAUACAGUACAAUCAACAAAAUUCCUCAACUCACACUGAACUUUUCAGAUAUCAAAAGUGAAAAAAAAUCUUCAUCUCCUCCAUCUUCGGAGAAAGCGAUUAUUGCACCUAAGGUGAAAGACCGAACGCACAAUGUAACAGAGAAAGUUACCCAGGUUCUAUCCUUAGGGGCUGAUGUUCUACCAGAAUAUAAACUCCAGACACCUCGCAUCAACAAGUUUACUAUAUUGCACUAUAGUCCUUUCAAAGCUGUCUGGGACUGGCUCAUUUUGUUGCUGGUAAUAUACACUGCCAUAUUCACCCCUUACUCUGCUGCCUUCCUUCUGAAUGAUAGUGAGGAACGGAAGAGGAGAGAGUGUGGAUAUUCUUGCAGCCCACUGAAUGUUGUAGACUUAAUUGUGGAUAUUAUGUUUAUCAUUGACAUUCUAAUAAACUUCAGAACAACAUAUGUAAACCAGAAUGAAGAAGUGGUAAGUGAUCCAGCAAAAAUAGCAAUUCACUACUUCAAAGGCUGGUUCCUAAUUGACAUGGUUGCUGCAAUACCUUUUGACCUGCUGAUUUUUGGCUCGGGCUCUGAAGAGACAACAACAUUAAUAGGUCUUCUGAAGACAGCUAGACUGCUGCGUUUGGUGAGGGUAGCACGGAAACUGGACAGAUAUUCAGAAUAUGGUGCUGCAGUUCUGAUGCUCCUUAUGUGCAUAUUUGCGCUAAUUGCACACUGGCUUGCUUGCAUUUGGUAUGCCAUUGGAAAUGUAGAAAGACCUUACUUGGCUCACAAGAUUGGCUGGUUGGAUUCUUUAGGAGAACAAUUAGGCAAGCAUUACAAUAAGAGUGAUGCAAGCUCUGGACCAUCCAUCAAGGACAAAUAUGUUACAGCACUUUAUUUUACCUUCAGCAGUCUGACAAGUGUAGGAUUUGGAAAUGUGUCUCCAAAUACCAACUCAGAGAAAAUCUUUUCCAUCUGUGUCAUGUUGAUUGGCUCAUUAAUGUACGCUAGCAUUUUUGGAAAUGUAUCUGCAAUAAUCCAAAGACUCUACUCGGGAACUGCACGGUAUCACAUGCAGAUGCUGCGCGUAAAGGAAUUUAUACGCUUUCAUCAAAUCCCCAACCCUCUGCGGCAGCGACUUGAGGAAUACUUCCAGCAUGCGUGGACAUACACCAAUGGCAUUGACAUGAACAUGGUCCUGAAGGGGUUUCCAGAAUGCUUACAAGCCGACAUUUGUCUGCACCUCAAUCAAAAUUUGCUUCAGAAUUGCAAAGCUUUCCGAGGGGCCAGUAAAGGCUGUCUUCGAGCUUUGGCUAUGAAAUUUAAGACAACACAUGCACCUCCUGGAGACACUUUAGUGCACUGUGGAGAUGUUCUCACUGCUCUUUACUUUGUGUCAAGAGGCUCCAUUGAAAUCCUUAAGAGUGACAUUGUUGUAGCCAUUCUUGGGAAAAAUGAUAUUUUUGGAGAGAUGGUACAUCUUUAUGCAAAACCAGGAAAGUCAAAUGCAGAUGUGAGAGCUUUAACUUACUGUGAUUUGCAUAAAAUCCAGCGAGAAGAUCUACUAGAAGUUUUGGACAUGUACCCUGAAUUUUCUGAUCUCUUCCUCACCAAUCUAGAACUGACUUUUAAUCUGAGAGAUGAAACUGCAAAG
Balearica regulorum gibbericeps (East African grey crowned-crane) is the source of this 2267-nucleotide messenger RNA. The record is from RefSeq and is a predicted model, not a curated record. NCBI's taxonomy places the organism in Eukaryota, Metazoa, Chordata, Aves, Gruiformes, Gruidae.